Molecule: messenger RNA, 773 nt
Organism: Monomorium pharaonis (pharaoh ant)
Lineage: Eukaryota; Metazoa; Arthropoda; Insecta; Hymenoptera; Formicidae
Exons: 3
Coding region: 140-484 (114 amino acids)
Biological process (GO): base-excision repair; nucleotide-excision repair; double-strand break repair via homologous recombination
Cellular component (GO): nucleus; site of double-strand break; DNA replication factor A complex
Molecular function (GO): single-stranded DNA binding; damaged DNA binding
Source: RefSeq, a predicted model, not a curated record
CCGGCCGUGCCCGGGUGCCGGCGUUGCCCUCUCGUUUCUCGUUUGCUUUGUUUCUUUUUACGCAGUUUGGCGGUGGUCACAUUGGUCACUUGAGCACUCAAAUAUCAGUUAUCAAGGAUACGUUGUUUAAUUUACGAAAAUGUCGGACAAACGUAUUCUGGGUAAGCGAUUAGGGCAACGCAUUGGUCAGGAUGUGAUCGUGCUCGGCAGAGUCACGGAGAAGAGUUCGGAUGGUAUGAGUGCAGAGAUAACGACGACGGAUGACGCACAUAUUAACGUAACGUUCCCUGAGCCACUUGACAGCGAUGCAUCAGACUAUAUAGAGGUGCGUGGUACGGUCAAGUCAAAGUCUACCAUGUCCUGCAAGAACUUUCUGUGCUUUCCUCCAAAUCUGACUGCAGAUUUCGAUGUCAACAACUACAAUACAAUGGUGACAAUACGUUGCGUAUUGGAGAAUCGGAUAGAGGAAUUACUCUAUGCUUAGGAAUAAGAACUCCAGAGAAUUUACACGUACAAAUUAUUUACUAUGUUUCAUUUCUUUUCUUACAUUUUUCUCUUUUUACAUUCUGUUAGCAGCUAUUUUGGUACGUAUAUAAUAAAAAUAACAAGGAAUGCUGCAAUGAAAGAAAAGAGCAUUCAAACAUACAUUCCCUCGUUUGUACAUAAAAUUGAUCUGGUGAGACCUGAUCAGUAUACAUACAAGUAUACAAAUAUGCGAAACUGUAAUAAAUAUAUUAGAAUUAUAAUAAAUAUAUUAUCUCAUUAAUAUACAU